Messenger RNA from Brassica oleracea var. oleracea, 568 nucleotides. RefSeq lists its product as uncharacterized. The coding region runs from base 135 to 401 and encodes 88 amino acids. The transcript is spliced from 2 exons. The record is from RefSeq and is a predicted model, not a curated record. NCBI's taxonomy places the organism in Eukaryota, Viridiplantae, Streptophyta, Magnoliopsida, Brassicales, Brassicaceae.
UUGCAAUAGACAUUGAACCUCCGAGAGCUUUUGUAAACUCUGAUCAAAACCAUAGCUACGUAGCCAGGUCACGUCGUUGUCGUUCUCCUUGAGCAGGAACGCGAAACAGAGCAAACCGCGCUUCUUCUUACACCAUGAAAGAUGAUUACAAGGUUGAUGAGAAGAAACAAGCAGCUGCAGAUGUAUUGUUUAGUUACUCCAAGUUUGCUAUGGCCUGCAUCGGUAACCAGACUCGUCCUACCGACAUGAGGCUGCAUCUCAUGAAGGAGAUCUCGGGAUUGCCAACUUCUCUGAAAAGAAGAGAAGCUUCCAGAGCUGCAACUUCUCCUGAUCCACUCGGCGAAUCUUCCAGCUCCGGCACCGCCAGGCUUGAUAAAGUUGAUAGCUUCAGAGCUCUUUGAUACUAAGUUUUACAUUAAUCUCCACUCUUGGUUUUGCCCAGUGAUAGUGUUAUGCUGUAAUCUAUUCCCAUUGUGCGAACUCCGAAAAAUAAAUGUUAUGCUACUACUUUUAACUAUUAUCCUGUUCAUAUAAUCUCCUUAGAUAUUAUUGGCCAUAUAUUCAUCUA